AUGUCUUCAAAAAGGCAAGCUUAUUCCAGUGGAGAGGUCCACAAAAAGCCAGCUGAAGAAAGAAACAGUUCAAGGGGAUCAUCACCCUGUGACAGCCAGCGAAGUGAAAUGAAAUGCAAUCAGAGAAAGUCAGACAACAGGAGUCCUGCCUCAAGGGGAUAUCCAAAGGAGUGCAUAGGUCAGUAAACCUGCCUUACAGAACUCCUUAGAGGGUAGAAAACAAGAAGUGCAUGCUAGAGACCAGACCAGGUAGCUUUGUAAAAAAAAUCUUUCUCACAACUAAAAAAUACAGUCAAAACCUUUAAAUACGGCAACAGAGGGGGCCACAGAAAGUGUCUAUAUUAACGGGGUGUCCAUAUUAAGAGGCUUGAAUUUAGAGAAAAUAAUUAUAAGGCCUUUUUCUGGAGGGACUAAUCAAGCUGUCCGUAAUAAAGAGGUGUCCAUGCAUAUAAAGCAGGUGUCCGUAAAGGGGGGUAAGUGUUCUCAGCACAUAUUUGAUCCUCAGCAGAUUUUGAUGAGUUUUCAAAGCAAGGAGAGAACAAAGCUGUGAAAUACAGAACAGCACAUCUGCAGUGGCUCCUAGAUAACAACGUGUUCUCAAUCAACAACAUGGAUCAGUGGCAACCUGACUUGCGUCGAUGGAUACCCAGCAGCAGUGCAAGAUACCCAUUAAGAAUGACAAAACCCAAGCCAUCUACUGACCCAGACUCAUGUAAGGUCAACAUGAUUACUCAAAACUAUUCCACAUCUUGAUUGUUCUAUACAUCAUGGGCAUGAGUGUAAUAAUUUAUUGUCAGUGUCUAGUACAGAACAUUGCAAAAUACAUGCAUUCGGCAAAUCCAAAGUACCAUCUUUUCCUUGAUUGGGGACUUAUUAAGUAAGUAAAAUAAAUAGGUAUUCUAGUAUUUAGUGGUAACAACUUCACGAGACCUGGUUCUUCAUCUACCAUUCCUGAUAAUUGAAAAUGGGGUUUGAAAAUGUUGGUUUUGAGGAGGGGAUAAAACUGGAAUACCCAGAAAAAACUUCUUGGAGCAAUGGAGAGACCCAACAACAAACUUAACCCACAUAAUACCAUCACCUUUGUUAGUUAACCCAGGCUUCACUGGUGGUUGAUGUGGGAGGCAUUAACAUUGUCACCGUUUGAUGAGUCAUCUCAUUCUCCAGCAAUGAUUAUUUUGCUAAUGAAUUUCUAGUGCCUGAGGAUUAUCAAGUACACAUUUACCAUGGGAAAAGGGACAGAGUGUGGGUGAAACAGUGGAUAUCAGGAAUGAUGCAGGCCAGUAGAUUUAUCAUCACCACUAACAAACAACCAUCAAGAAAUGUUUCAAGAGUUAUCCUUGUCCUCACACCAGAGCUUUUUAAUGAGCCAUUUUUCUCAGAGAUUAUUGAUGCUAUUCAAGGAAAAAUUGUUCUUGGUAUAAAGUUGAGAAACUGUAAGGUGCCUGAGGAAAUUGGAAAGGAAUGCAACAGCUACAUGGACCUAACAACAACUGACUUAAGUGACUUGAAUUUUCAUAUUUCAUUCAUGUUCAGGGUAAAAAAGUCCCUCAAACUGCCUGUAUCUAUUUGCUCAGCAUAA
Porites evermanni is the source of this 1579-nucleotide messenger RNA. The record is from the annotation of a GenBank genome assembly. NCBI's taxonomy places the organism in Eukaryota, Metazoa, Cnidaria, Anthozoa, Scleractinia, Poritidae.